UUCGAUAGAACGAACGACAACAGCCUCGCACUUGCCGUUCUAUCGAUAUAUUGCGGUUAUGUGCACAAAUUUUCGAGUUUCCAAUUGGUUAUGUCGGCAUUCAAUUUAAUUUGUUUGUAAAAGCCCAACUACUUUUUAAUCAAAUAACUAGAAAAGCUUGAUCAAAAUUGAUAGCAAAAGUGCUCCAGUCGUUCUUACGUUAGUAGUGUUUAAUUGUUUGUUACAGUUCAAAUCGUUUUUAGUGCAGUGAGCAUGUCGUCCACCGGGUUUUCGUCAUCUCAAAGUAUAGUUCAAAACAUAAAAUAUACAGGCCCGGAGAGUGAAUAUGCGACGGAACUACAUGGCCAAGUAGUGAAUAUCCAAUGCAGUGAGGGAUCCCACAACCAUGGAAGUUCCAAAGUGAAACUUACAGAUCGAAUCGACUAUAAUUGGGAAUUCAAGUACUACCAUGGUCACUUAGUUGCCGCCCAUAUUAAAGGAAAGAUUGCGGCCUAUGCAAUGAAGGGCAAAGAAGGCGGAAUGGUAAGGGUAGUUCACCAGGAGAACCACGCAAAAAGGGCUUUAAUAAGGAACCUGAAGGACGAUAUUAAGGAACUUGCAUUUGCCUAUUCCAGUGUUGAGGUCAUUCUCGGCUGCGUAGAUUGCGAGGGAAAUAUUUUAAUUUAUAACAUCGAGGAUUCAGAAGAUUCGUUAAGUUACACACUACUCCUGCAUGUGUUCCACAAAGAGUUGCCUAGACCGAAAACCAAUUUCAGGCUAGCGUGGUGCCCUUACGUUCCCAGCAUGGAAGAACUUGAUUUUCCGGAAGAGUCCGAGAAAAUGUUCGUCAUUUUGAACGGUUCUAAAGCUGAGAUCUACAAUGUCGCCACUUUGAACCUUAAAUAUGGAAGUGAUGGACCUAUUGAUCCUGAUAAUUCUUAUGAAGGUUACACGGAAAUUAACCAUACCUCGGAUCUGGUCGAUGCCUCAUUUUCGUCGGAUGGUUGUGCCAUUGCGCUUGCCUGCAAAGACGGAUUCGUGAAAUUUUUUCAGUUGUUUAUGUGUGAUCCGGAGAUGCAAAAAUGUUUACACGAAUGGGUUCCCCAUGAAGGUAAAGCUUUAACUUCUGUAAUUUUCGUGGACAAUAUUCUGCAAUAUGCUCCGCAUUGUUGGAAAUUCGCCGUCACUGGUGCAAUGGAGAACAGCGAACUUAAGUUGUGGUCUUGUGAAACUUGGAGCUGUUUGCAGACCAUCAAUUUUUUGCCAAACCCAAAGGGAAUCAUACCAGAAUUGUUUUUCAACGUGGCCGUAGAUUAUUCAGGAAAAUAUCUAGUGGUUUCCGACAUCAAUAAUCGCGGGGUCUACGUAAUUGAACUGCAGAAGAAUGAAGAGGAGCAGCUCGUAUGCGCUAAGCAACUAGCCCACUUUUUGAUUCCGGCACCUUUUAUGAGUUUCCAUAUUCUGGAAGCUGCCACUAAGAAUAUUCCUUUUUGUUACAAUAACAGUUCGGAGGAUCUGUAUGAUGACAGCGAUACAGAGUUUGAUGAUGAAGCCGAAAUUACGGUGCAAAGCUUGAAAAUGUUGGUUAUCCAGCCGAAGAAAUUCCAGGAGUGCAACGUCACGUUCCAGCCGGACACAUUAUUGUACAAGGGUGUAAUAGUUACUGAAAAUGUUAUCGACGACUUAGUGGAUUUGACUACUGAUAAACUUAUUGAGGAUGAACCAGUAGUGGAAAAGAUGCCAGAUCUCGACGAUUUGCAAACUUCAGUAACUUUAUUGAUUCAGCAGCAGAGCAACAAUACCAAGUUAACCUUGAUGACACCGGAUGAUUUUACUUCGCCUGGUAAAUCCUCGAAAUCCAGCAGCUUGAGAAACUCAAUAACGAACGAAUCAGUUCCACCAGAAGCAGUCGAAAAAAUCAUCGACAGCGUCCGCCCAGACUUCCAACGGCCUCAAAAAGAGAAUUUUGCGAGCGCUGGGUCGAGUCCGAGUAGAGAAGUCCAAGAAAUAUUGUCCUUGACCAAUGCUUCCGCGGCGUAUCCUACCCAGGAGUAUUUUAGCAAUUUAGCGAGUCUCCAAGGACAGAACGAAGGGGAGCCUCCGCAAAAAGAUUACUCAGCCACCAGUGGCAGCGCUAUGUUGUACCAAGAUUCGCUAAAUUGGCCGAAAAUAUCUUUGGUAAAAGAAUCUAAUCCCAUCAAACAACUGCAGGACGGCGGCAACCUGAACAAGCAGGAAUUAGAGACUGUAUAUCUGCGGAUGAACGGCAUGGAAGCUAGCCUCAAGGAACAAUCAAUUCUGAUGGCUCAACUGUUCGAACAUAUGAAAUCUUUGAAUCAGUCGGUUGUGAGUAACAGUGCUUCCAGAUCGACCCAGAACGAGUUUGCCGAUUUCACUAAGGAAAUCGAAUCUGUGAUACUGAAACAGCAUCUACAAGUCGCCAAAAUGCUCGAGAAUGUCAUUCACCUGCAACAGGGCAAGCACAGGGAACUGCAGGAGAGUAUCAUGAAUGCUGUCGGACAAGUUUUCAAUAAGACAGUACCCGAGAUGGUCACUGAAAUCGUACAGCACGAAAUUCAGUUCGCCGUGUUGCCAGCGAUGCAGAAAUUAAUGGAAACUUACUGGCAGAAAUUGGAAUCGGCUAACUGUGAAAAGAUUGCCAGUCUGGGAGAUGUUGUGGAUGAGAAUUUGGCCAAAAUAGUCAACUCAAAGUCGUUCGAAGAGAAAAUUGCUCGUUCCAUUGCCUUGCAAGUGACUCCCCAUUUGGAAAAGUCCUACCGAGAAAGCAUCGCGCAAAAUCUCGUUCCUUCUUGGGAAAGAGUCUGCGCCCAAAUGUUCCAACAAAUCAACGACACGUUUUACAGAGGCACAAAAGAGUAUACGGCUUCAGUGGAGGCGCAUGUGGAGCGACAACGUAGGACCCAAGAGUCCAGUAAAGAUAUCAUCGUUCAUCUGAAAAGCGCUUCUGAAAGCCUGAAGGCGAACGCGGAUAAGCUGACGGAUUCGAUGUCUUCACAGCUUCAAGCUCAACUGCUCUCUCUUUUUAAGACUGUUCAAGACAAGUUGGUCGUCAGUGUCAAAGAUAUGGUCAGCAGCGAGAUCCAAAAGGGAUUUAACAACCAAGUUGCUGUUAUACAAGAAGGCGUUCUAAAUGCCGUGAGUAGAUCUAGGACAGUCACUCCUGCUCCGCACGUCGAUACUCAUUUGCAGACAAUGGCACAUAUACAGCAGGCCUUAGCAAAACGCACGUUUGAUGAAGCCUUCCAAUUGGCGCUCUCCGCUGAAAACUUGAACAUGGUGAUAUUCGUCUGUGAACGUGUCGAUGCAAACAAAGUGUUUGGGGAGAAAUGUCUGCUGUCGCAAAGUGUUUUACUAGCACUCAUUCAGCAGCUCAGCAUGGAAAUGCACAAGAAUUCCCAGAUCAAAUUAAGUUACCUACGCCCAGCGUUCCUGGCGCUCUCUCCGGACGGAGCCAGCACAAAGCAAUUCAUUCCAAAAGUAUUGACAGACUUGCUGAAGCAACUAACUCUCUUCAUGCAAACUAAUCCUCCUUUGAAAGAGAUGAACGACGCCCGGAUUUUGAAGAUGGCCGUAGAGAGUAUGCUGAGUUUCACUGAUGAAUGAAACUGCAGAUUAAUGUGUAGACUGAACGGUUUGUGAGUCUGAAAGUGAGUUUUUAAUUUUUAAUAGUUUUCGUAUUUUAUAUUAUCCAGUACCUCAUUGACUUGUUUAAUUAUUAUUUCUAAGCAAAUUACGAAUUAUUUGAGACUAAAAGUAAGUUUUAUA
Messenger RNA from Dendroctonus ponderosae (mountain pine beetle), 3765 nucleotides. RefSeq names its product enhancer of mRNA-decapping protein 4 (gene Ge-1). Bases 253 to 3603 code for a protein of 1116 amino acids. Lineage: Eukaryota; Metazoa; Arthropoda; Insecta; Coleoptera; Curculionidae. The transcript has 19 exons. Gene Ontology annotation, molecular function: protein binding. Gene Ontology annotation, cellular component: P-body. The record is from RefSeq and is a predicted model, not a curated record. Gene Ontology annotation, biological process: deadenylation-independent decapping of nuclear-transcribed mRNA.